Styela clava is the source of this 5986-nucleotide messenger RNA. Lineage: Eukaryota; Metazoa; Chordata; Ascidiacea; Stolidobranchia; Styelidae. The record is from RefSeq and is a predicted model, not a curated record.
GAACCCAGGGGAAAUUUUUUUGUGGAUUGAAAACUAAAAUCAGUUUUGCGCCUAGCAUUGUGGUCUCCUCCAACUGCUCUUUGGCGCCCUUAGUGGGCCAUGGGCCCCAGGUUGGAACCACUGCCCUAUAUUCUCAGUAGCUUCUGGCACCUAAGUAUCUGUAGCCUCGCUCAAAGACCAAUCUACUUAAUAUCUGAGUGAAUAUGUGACCAUUCUUUGAGCAUAUUUCAUUAAAACAAAGUUAAUGAAGCAUUCAACAGCAUCAUUGUUGUUCCUGAAUUUGGAUUAUAUUAUUCUGGCCAGCUAUGCUUCAUUGAUUUUGUUGUUGAUUUUGAAUGGUACUAAUGUACACUAAGUCUAUUUAUCUUUAAGUAUUGUCUUGUCAGCAAUUUCACGCUUGGUAUGCUUUUAUCUAUUUCAACAAGGGUGGGUUGAUAACGGCGUAUAAGAUUUUGCCUACACUAUUUGGACCUUUUCCAGUUACCCCCACCCCCCCCAAAAAAUAAUAAUAAUAUAUGAAUAUACUCACCCAGUUGGGCUUAGGAAUGCAGAUUGCCCUGGAAAUUCAAAUUUCCAAAUCAUUACCCACCCUAAAUCUAACACCAACUGGUUGAUUUCUAUUUGUUAUUUCAAAAUAGGGCGGGGUAAUAUUAAGGGGGAGGAAUAACUGGGGAAGUUACCAUUAUUUUGUGUGUUUUGCUGUAAUUCUGAUAUUAGGAAAACAACCCACAAAAAAAUCUGCCCAAGAAAUUUCCUACUCAGGAUGUUUCACCAAUUCCAUUCAGAUCAAAUUCAAAGGCUUUAUUUUAGUUGAUUUUUUCUAUAAUGUCAUAUUUUUGUACUGGUAUCAGAAUUUUCUGGGCAUCGGCCUUAUUUACAACCCAAUUUAGUAUGUUGGAUCGCUCUGAAAAAUAGAUUUUUUUUAUGUACACUAUUGUAAAGCCAAAAAAUAAAUGUUAAUUUCCACUCUGCUAAGUUGUGAUCACUAUUUCAUGCAUCAUUGACUUUUGAAUUCAGACCAGGAAUCCCCAUUCCAGCGAUGUACUUCACUCCCUAACAUAUUUUUGCCUAGUUAAAUGUGCUUGCCAAUUGUUAAUAUUUUAUUGAAAUUUCUAUUUGCUGUGCCAUUAUUGUGUAAUAUGAUAAAUUUAUUGUGAUGUCACAUUUAUUAUAGAUGAUUUACUAUUAGCAAACAAUACAAUUUAAACAAGAAUAUGACACCUGUCUUCUGCUAGCUCUAUGUUAUGGCUGCCACUUUAAUAUAGGGAUAGUUUGCUGGUUUUAGAAGUCAGGAUUAUUUCUUGGAAAAAGUGUUAAAGAAAGUAAAUAAAAUGGAAAUUGUAUUUGGGAAACACCAUUGUGAAAUUGGGAUAAAACAUCUGGAUUAUGGGCAAGUCAUCGGUGGAGUGCGAUACGCCCCAUCAGGACUUCUCAAGUUACUGGAAAUGGGUAGAGCAGUCGGAAGCGAGCUAUUCAGAAGAUUAUGCGAUUCAGCAGGGGAAGAACACAACCAUAUGAUUUUCUUAAAAUGGCAGCAAGUAGAAAUAUUGCCUUCGUUUUACAAAAAGGAAGCUGACCCUGACGACCCAACAACAUCUAUCGAUUUUGUAAAUCGGAAGAAAAGGAUGUUCCAUUUUUUUUUGCCAAUCAGUAACACGUCUCGUCGAAUUGAAAACUGGGUUUUUGAUUCAGACACUGGAACACCGAUAAUGACAGCUUCAGUUUUGUCUGUAAAUAUAAAUCCUGAAACUCGCCGUCCGUUACGAUUCAAUAAUUAUUUAAAGAAUUAUUUCAGCCCAAAAAACCUUUCAUUUGCAAAUAUGCAGUUUCAAAAACUGCCGCCUUCAUGCAUGAGCGAAUAUAAAAUGCCAGAUUCUGUGUUGUUUCAUUCGUUACCUACGCAGAUUACAGUCCGUUAUGUUGAUCGUAACGGACACACAAACCAAUCAGCUUACGGUGAUAUCUGCUAUAAUUGUCUUGCUGACGCUAUUUCAAAGAAAGUCUUUUUUCUUUCUGGUUCAAUUUUUGAUUACAAAAUCCGUCGAAUGUCGUUUUUAUAUUUAAAAGAAUCCCUUCUUGGGGAUAAAGUAGAAGCCAUCGUGUGGCAAGAUGGGAGCCAUAAUUGGAAAUUUAAAUUUCAUAUUAAAAAAGACGGGAUUGUCCUUUGUCAAGCUGAAUUUGAGUUUUACCCAGAACUGAAAGCAAAAAUAUAAAUAUUUUUUGGGUACUCGCGUAGUAUGUGUAAAAGCUUAGGGUUAGGCCAUAAUUUUAUUCCGAUUUCCCUUAUUUUAAUUCAUUUCGAGUUCGGGGACUGUCUGUGUUAGCCAAAUGAAUAUCCCCCCUGUCCAUAGGCUUUCGUCCCCUCACACAACUUGAUGUGAAGUAGGCGAACAAAAUUAGUUACCUCCAUAUUGGUACACAUACUUCCGGAGCGCCAUUUUUUGUCUGAAUCAGGGCUGUAGAGCUGAGUUUAGCAUUUUUUCACUACAGUCUUAGCCAGGGUCACAUUUUCAAACAAUACCUUACAAUAAUUUUUGAUAAUUUUUAUACAUUUCUUUAUUCUAUAAUUUUUCUAUAAUUUAUAUAUAUGCAUAUAAGUCUGGCAAUAUAAACGUUCAGAAUUAUUUUCAAAGGUAAAUAGAUUCAAUUUUACUUAAUAAAGUGCUGCUGUAAUCUGUAUCUUGCAAAUAUGAAAGUGCAAUUAUGUAGCCUAUAUUUUUUUAUUAUUGUUCAAUUUUCAUAUCAAAAUAAAUUUUCAAUAAAUUAUUUUUCAUUAAAUAAGAACAAUUGUAUCUAAAAGCCAAAUGCCUUGUUGGGAGUGUCGUUGUAUAAAUUGUUACCAUUUCUUAUAGGCUUGAUACUAUUUCUAUCUCUCUAGCGCCCUCUAUCUUGUAAGCUCCAUCUUUCUAAUUUUUCAGUUUGCACACUGCAAUGUUCACGGUGUGAAAUUGCAAUUAUGUACAAUUUAUCUCUAAUAUUUAAUUUUUCUUAAGUAAAAUAUUUGUUUCUUUUAAUGGAAUAUGGCCUGUCCCAAGUCAGGGCAUGUUAAAAAAUUUCUUUCUUGUGUGUUCUAGCGUAUCAGCCGAUUUUGUUUGUUUAAUAGGCUAAUUAUCAAAAAUGCCCAUUACUAAUGUUACAUCUGGAGCGAGUUGUAAGCAGCACACCGACGCUUGACGGUGUGGCUACACUGCAUUGGCUCAAAUCCUGUUGGGGAUAAUUGUAUGUGGGAAGAUUGCUCUACUCCCUUCCUUUGUAGGGUGGUUCUAGUUAGUAGUUACCACUGGUAGGUUAUCUGGAGCAAAUAACUGGCUGACUAAUCACAUACCCAACAUGGACUGGUUCGCCACAUGAUUAAUCCGUUUUAUUGUUUUUCCUUUCCCCCUGAAUCGCAAGCAUUUUAAAAUUUUCUAUCUUUACAAUGACUGAAUUCACUGUUCUAAUCUGUAAAUUAUAUUAUGAAAGUAUGCAAUCUGGAAUUUUGAUUUUUUAUCAAUUCAGAAUUAAAUUGUAAUUCAAUGUACUUGAUUGAUCCAUAUACUAAUACCUAGAAUAGCUGAGCAUUUUUUUUUGCAAUUUUGUUUACCUCACUGUUUAUCGCAGACGAUGUGACAAAACAUUGUUAGAAGUAGCCUUUUUAAUGAGGUGUUCUCUCUAGACAAGGCUCUGUGGAAGCAACCACUGAUCAUAUAGAGCAGGUGGGGCCAGGGGCCAAAAAUUGUGCCCACCUAGACUGGCGGGCUAUGUAAAUGUGACGUAAAAAGUUACAUUUCAUGAACAAUAUUUACAGUGUUACAAAAGCAAUAAACAAUAGGCCGCGUGCCAAAACUAAAUUUAAUCGCAAUUACAACAAAUUCCUUGGGCUACUUUUUAGCUGAAACAUCAAAAUUUAGUUUUACUUUGGUUGUGGCAGGCGGUAGCAUCGGGCGGGCCAGAUUGAAUUACCCAACAGGCUGGACGGAUUUGGCUCGUCGACCGUAGUUUGUCAGAUAUAGAACCAAGAUUUUUGGAACGACAAGAAUUCAGUUAAUGACAUCUUAGGAAAUGUGUUUGAACAUUUUAUCUUCAAAAAUAUCUUUAACUCAUGGCAACAACAUACGGUAAUACAGUGUUUCCCCGAAAAUAAGACCUAGCCUGACUUUUAAAAAUGAUUUUAAUAUAAGUCCUCCCCUCAAAAAAAGACUUACGGUAGCCAACAGCGCAAAUUUUUUUUGACCAAGUCGGAAAUCUCUCCUACACGUUUUAAAAGAUUAAAAAUCUUGAUUAGAAGUUUUUUGAAAAUAAAAACAUGUUAUUUACCGGUGUAUAUGAAUGGAUAUAGGUUUUCAUAUUUUGUAUAUGCAAAAAUAUAGUAAUUCUCUUCAUUGUAAUUUUGUUUUUGAUAAAUAAAAAUAACACACAUUCCCCAAAAUGAAAAAAAAUUGGAAAAAGGACCGUCUCAUUUUCGGGAAAACACGGUAAUUGCUUCUUUACUUGUACCGCUCGAACUACUAUACAAUACCUCCACCUUAUGAUAUGAUUAUGAAGAUCGUUUUCUAAUUUCUCAAUGUUGAUUCCUUUCCAUAGUAAUAGACUAGCGUUGGUAUAUUAAUAAACACUUGAGGGCGCAAUGGAUGUUGUGUUUGGUAAAACUCAUUGUGAAGUCGGACUCCAACAUCUUGACUACGGACAUAUCAUCGGUGGAGCUUUUAUUUAAUUAUACAUAUGUCGCAUCAUGGAUUUUGUCAAAGGUAAAACUCAUACUGAAAUUGGACUGCAACAUUUGGAUUAUGGGCAUGUCAUCGGUGGAGACUUCGUCGUUUCACCGUUCAGCAUAUUAAAAAACUUGCAAUUUUCGAGAGGUUUGUCUUUUGACCUCAAUCAUGAAUUGAUGAAAAAAAACGGUCUUCGCCAAAAUUUGAUGACGUUCAUUAGAUGGCAACAGAUGGAAUAUCUUCCUUCUUAUUAUAAAGGAGAUUCUGGCACGAUCCCGAGAUAUAGAGCAUUGAUAGAACGCCCUUAUCGUUUAUUUCACUACAAUUUGCCUAUUGGGAAAACAUCUCUCAAUUUUGAAAAUGUCAUGGUGGAUAUGGUUACUGAAAAACCAGUGGUUUGUGCUACUGGGAUGUUCGUUAAUAUUGACCCUGAAAAAAGAAGGCCAGCACCAUUUCCAAAAUGUCUACAAGAUCAUUAUACUGAGGAAAAUUGUGAGAAAAUUCCGUUUACUUACCAAAAAAUGGAACCAAAAUGCUCUGUUAAAUACGAUAAGCCUCAAAAUGUUGUGUCGCAUAACUUAAUGAGCAAAGUUGUAAGUCGAUUAGUGGAUGCAUUCAAACACAUGAAUGACUGUUCUUAUGUUAUUCUUUGUUUUGAUUGCCUUUCUGAUGCAAUUAUCAGCAAUGUUUUCUUGUUAAAGGGUUCAAUUAUGGAUUAUAGAAUCCGUCGUGUGUCUUUGCUUUAUCUAAAAGAAUGUGUAUUGGGUGAUAUCAUCAACACAGUAGUUUGGCAAAGUGAGCAAAGUAAAUGGCAGUUUAAGUUUCAUGUCAUGAAAAAUGAUGAAGUCCUCUGCCAGGCUGAAAUAGAAUUUUUCACAAAUGAUUUCACUUUUAAAUUAUAAUUAUUUAAGUUCAAUUUUAAAUUAUUCAAUUACAGUGUUCACAAUUUCGAGCAAUGAAUUUAAUUUUUGCCUAUGAUCAUCGCUGCCACCUAGAGAGCAAAUCUUAAGCAAUCGAGCCAUAUUUGCAGGGAUGUGCGGUCCUUGUCAUCUUCGGCACCCAACCUUAAAAUUCUUAUGAACAAAGGGAUACCUUGUUUUUUUAUUAAAAAAGAACACUAGGGCUUACUUUGGGGGGUGUUUUUUAUUACAAAGUAGAGGAUUACGAGAUAUUCAAAUAAACAAAAUAUGAAAACUGAUAUCCUUUUACUUAUAAAUAACGGUUCCAUUACAUUUGAACCCAAGUACAUUUGAACCCAUGACAAUUGCACCUGCAUACUAUUGCACCUAUAGAAA